Notothenia coriiceps (black rockcod) is the source of this 3033-nucleotide messenger RNA. RefSeq names its product ligand of Numb protein X 2-like. The transcript is spliced from 7 exons. Bases 1 to 1575 code for a protein of 524 amino acids. Gene Ontology annotation, molecular function: ubiquitin-protein transferase activity; protein binding. Lineage: Eukaryota; Metazoa; Chordata; Actinopteri; Perciformes; Nototheniidae. The record is from RefSeq and is a predicted model, not a curated record.
AUGAACCAACAUGUGCUGAGAAAUGAAAGUAUUUGCUCCAUAAACCUGAAACACGUUUGUAUUGACUCCACUCUGUCUUCCUCCCCAGACAACACCCCGCUGCGGUCCAGUCUGGUGGCCGAGGCCAAUGUGGUGGAGCUGUUCAGAGAGGAGCCGGAGGAGGAGCUCGGCCUGCGCAUCGUGGGGGGGAAGGACACGCCGCUGGGGAACAUCGUCAUCCAGGAGAUAGUGCGGGACUCGCUGGCAGCUCGUGACGGCAGACUCGCACCGGGGGACCACAUCCUAGAGGUGAAUGACGUCAGUCUGGCCUCAGUCCCUCACUCCCGGGCCAUCGCGGUGCUGCGGCAGCCCUCCGUCCUCCGGCUCACUGUGAUGCAGGAGAAAGGUUUCAAAACACGGGAUCCGCGGUCGGAUCACCUCCCUUCCUCUGGCCCCGCCCCCAGUGCCUCCCAACCCUCUCACAGUCCCCAUGGCAACGCUAACUCCAAUCACAACCCCGGCUCCGUCCUGCAGGUGACGCUCGUGAAGAGUCAGCGCAGCGAACCGCUCGGCAUCAAACUCAUCCGCAAGUCUGACGAGAGCGGGGUCUUCAUCCUGGACCUGCUGUCCGGGGGUCUCGCAGCCAAAGACGGGAAACUGAGGAACAACGACAAAGUGCUCGCUAUCAACGGACACGACCUGAGGCACGGCACGCCUGAGAGCGCUGCCCAGAUCAUACAGGCGAGUGAGGUGCGUGUGAACUUUGUGGUGAUGAGGCCUGCAGAGCCUCAGGAGGAGGGGGGGGGCAGCAGAGAGGGGCACAGCCGAGCAGCCAGGAGGGUCCCGGAGCCACAGUACUUCAGACGCCGCUCCACAUACAUAAAGGAUCCUCCAGGAGGGUUUUCCAGCCAGGAGAAGACGGUGAGCAUGAAGAAGGAGCCUCGGCUUUCCCUCGGCAUCACCAUCGCCGGGGGGAGGGACUGUCGGAGCCGUCUACCCGUUUACAUCACCAGCGUGCAGCCGGUCGGCUGUCUUCACCGAGAUGGCACCAUCCAAAGAGGCGACGUUCUGCUGAGCAUUAACGGUGUGGAUCUGACCCAGCUGACCUACAACGAGGCGGUCUCUGUGCUGAAGGCUCAGACUGCUCAGUCCCAGGUGGCCCUGCGCGUCAUCCAGACCCUCUCCGAGAACCCCGACGAGGACAGUGAGGCGAACAAGGACGACAUGGACACUAUGGAAGACCCGCGAGACGACGCCCUCAACUGGACGCCGCUGUGGACUCGCUGGCUGGGAUUACCGAGUCCCAUGCACUGGUGCCGGGACAUCGUCUUGCAGAAGACCAACAACGAGAGCUGGGGCUUCAGUAUCGUCGGGGGUUACGAGGAGUGCCACGGCCAGCAGCCUUUCUUCAUCAAAACCAUCGUGCCUGGGACCCCUGCUCACUUCGACGGACGCCUCAAGUGCGGCGAUGAGAUCGUGGCGGUGAACGGCGCCACCACUGUGGGAAUGAACAACUCCUCUCUCAUCCCCAUGCUGAAGCUGCAGAAGAACAAAGUCACUCUGACGGUGGUGUCCUGGCCCGGCAGCCUGGUGUAGAAACACACACACACACAUACCUGACCAUUCACUCUUUCCUCUCCGUCAUCUCUUUAUUGUUCCACACACACACACACACACACACACACACACACACACACACACACACACACACACACACACACACACACACACACGUGCACGCAGAGAUCUUCGCCCUGCUCAGCUGCAUUCUUGACUCACUGUCCCUUCAAUAUGUAACUCACUCAUAGUUAUGUAAUGUGUGUGUGCUUAGGAACCAUCGUGUGUACAAUGGAGAUGACUUUCAGUAGCGAGCUGAGUCCUCUCACACCGAGCAGAUGAUUGCACAAACUAGGUUUAGGGUGAGAAAGUGAUGACAAUCAGUGAAUGAUAUGCUAAGGGCAAACUGGAACUUUGAACACCUUGUUGAUCCUUUGCUGAAUACUUUAUCCAUUUUGUUCCUUUCUUGUUAAAUAAUGUUAUCAUUACAUGACUUCUUUCAAAUAAGAAAUGUCGUUUUUACGAUAUGAGUAGAGAGUCGUGAAUUAUAGGUAACUACACAAAACAAGAUGGCUGCUGACUGUAAAGACUCAUGCCAAAGACAGAAACAGUAUCCUGUCCUGUAGCUUUUAUAGAUUGUAUCAACCUUACUACAAUGCUCCUUCAAAUCGGGCAACAGAAUGGGGAAACCCUGAUGUAAAUGUAAGUAAACUCAGUCAAAGUGACAUUUAGGAUUAAAUAAACAGCUGCAACUAGGAAACAGAACUUUGGUUUUAACAGGGAGGGUGUUGUAAAGCCAAAGAAAAGACCUACAGUCAAUUUGGUUUGACAGCUUAUACAGAUAUACAGAGGCUCUUUAAUCCAAAUCAGUCAUCAGUCAAAUCCUACGCAGUCCUAUAUGUAAACAGAACCCUGAAUACACCAUUCAAUCACAAUGACAUCGGUAGGAAAUGGCUUGGGCCCAAGUUUAUUUCCUGUUCGCAGUGGAUAUUAGCAAAUUCUGAAACAGGAAAUAAACAUUCUUAUUGUUUUAAAGCUGAGAGCUGGUCUAUAGAAGCAAAUCAUUCUGUGCUGAAUGUUUGGUCUAAAACAGUUUUAGUCUUGCAAUGAUAUAAGACUGAAUGGCAUUGAUAAGCGGGAGCCUUUUUAGACAUUGAAAGACAAACCAGAAUGUGAACCUGCCUUAAUUUCCCACUGUACAAAAAUGCAUCAUUAUUUCCUCUCAUUAUAAACUGUAAAUAGGAAUUUCAAAGGAGAAAACGGCCUUGUGAGAUACAUCUGUUACCUCGUUUCUAUUUUUAUGUCAACACAUUCCCAGUGGCCUUUCUUGUGUCUAAAUUGAGACAAGACUUAUUAAAUAACUCAGAAUAUCGUUUCAGAAUUUGUUUUUCAAGUCAGAGUGGCUGCGAUAUGAAUAUAUAUAUGUAUAUAGAGUAGGAAAUACAUGUAUUAGCCUGUACACAAUUUCUUUAUGUUCAAUAAAAUCAUAACAAAUCA